UUGCCAACAUUUUAUUUAUCUUGUUGACAGCUAUUGAUUGAUCUGUUGUACACAGACAUUAUGGAAAGUUUAUGAGGAACUAGUCGUUUUUUUCCCUCCAGUUAUGAAAAAUGAACUCUGAAUUUUGUUUGGUGUUUUAGCUGAAGCACUGUAGCCGUUACAUCCACGACCUUUUCCCUUCACUCAUCAAAAACCUGGACCCAGUGCCUCUCCGCCACGUCCUCAACCUGGUGUCGGGCCUGCACCCCAGCGCCCACACCGAGCAGACGCUGUACCUGGCCUCCAUGCUCAUCAAGGCCCUGUGGAACAACGCGCUGGCAGCCAAGGCCCAGCUCUCCAAACAGAGCUCCUUCGCCUCGCUGCUCAACACCAACAUCCCCAUGGGCAACAAGAAAGGUUCGCCGGCUGCCAGUCCGGACAGCAGUGACAACAGCGACACUCAGCACAGCGGAGGCAGCGACAUGGAGAUGGACGACCAGAUGAUGAGCGGCAGCAAGAGGAGCCAGCAGAGGCUGUCGGACACGGAGGAGUCGAUGCAGGGCAGCUCUGAUGAGACCGCCAACAGCGUGGAGGAAGGCAGCAGCGGGCCAGGCAGCAGCAGCGGCCGCAGCGAGGCCUCCAGCAACGAAGCCGCCUCCAGCCGAGCGAGCCAGUCGGCCGGCAGCCCCGGCAGCGAGAUGCACUCUGACGACAUGGCGGACAGCGAGGCCUUGAAGGAGGAGGAGGAGGAUGACGAUGAGGAAGACGAUGAGGAGGAUGACGAUGAUGAUGAAGAAGACGAGGACGAGGGGAACCGGUCGGCUGCUGAGGGCGGGCAGCAAAAGGAGCCCAGGGAGCAGACGGAGUCCAGGAAGAGGAAGGCGGGGGAGGCGCUGGGCGAGGGGACGAGCCAAGGGGCGGGGCCCAGUGGAUCAGGAGGCGGGUCCAAACCCAAAGUUCUCCCCUUCAACCCAGAGACUUCUGCUGUCAUGGUUACAGCGGCGUCAACGUCAUUGGAGGGCCGGAUGAGGAUGUUGGACGCCUGUUCUGCAUCGUCGUCUGCUCGGCCCGAGGGGGCGGAGCCCCCGCAGCAGCCGCCAGAAAUCGGGCCCUCGCAGAUGGUCCAGGGGCCUCAGGAGCCUCCGUGUCUGCCGCGGCCGGGGGACUUUCUCGGAGAGGCAAUGGGCAGCGAGCUCUUUAACUGCCGGCGCUUCAUCGGCCCCCAGCAUCACCACCAUCACCAUCAUCACCACCACCAUCAUGAAGGUCCCAUGGUGGAGGACAUGCUGAGUGCUGACGACGUGAGCUGCAGCAGCUCUCAGGUCAGCGCCAAGUCGGAGAAGAACAUGGCCGACUUUGACGGCGAGGAGUCGGGCUGCGAGGAGGAGCUGGUGCAGAUCAACUCGCACGCCGAGCUCAGCUCCCACCUGCAGCAGCACCUCCCCAACCUGGCCUCCAUCUACCACGAGCACCUGGUGCAAGGUCCGGCCGUCCAUAAGCACCAGUACUCCAGCAGCCACGCUGUGACCGACAUCAACCUGGACAACGUCUGUAAGAAGGGCAACACUCUGCUGUGGGACCUGGUGCAGGACGAGGACGCG
Messenger RNA from Plectropomus leopardus (leopard coralgrouper), 1580 nucleotides. The record is from RefSeq and is a predicted model, not a curated record. NCBI's taxonomy places the organism in Eukaryota, Metazoa, Chordata, Actinopteri, Perciformes, Serranidae.